Moneuplotes crassus is the source of this 974-nucleotide messenger RNA. NCBI's taxonomy places the organism in Eukaryota, Ciliophora, Spirotrichea, Euplotida, Euplotidae. The record is from the annotation of a GenBank genome assembly.
UGAAUUAUAUAAAGUUAAAUGGAUUUUGAGUUAAAACGUGGAAGUCUCAAAGAGGAUCUUCAAAACUUAGGAAAAUAUUUUACCCAGAUCAGGUGCAAGUACAGAUCAGGUUUUGUCUCACAAGAGCUGCUAGAGAUGUUCAAGGACCUUGCUAUGACCUUUCAGGAGCAUUUCGGCCAAGGAGAUCCUGUAAAAUCUAAUGCGCUUAAUAGCCUUAGCUUUUAUGAUAAAGUCAACAGUCUCAGAGAGGAUCCCUCAAGUUUUUGGAAUUAUUUCAAUGAAAUUUUGAUCCAAGAUUAUAAUAUGUCCGAACGGACAUUUCCAGGAAAAAUUCUGAGCCAAAAAUUUAGUCUCGAUAAUACAAAGUGCAUAAAAACCGAAGAAUCUGGCUCUCAAAGGAAAUUUAUAGACAGGAGCAUCCUUUCAGACUCCUCUUUAGAAGAUUCGAAGCAAUCUGCAAGUUGUUCUAGAAGGAGAGAAUAUUGACACAUGCUCCUUGAUAUGAAUGGAUAUGUCAUCAAAUGAAGCAAAAACGCUUCGAGAAUUUUUAACUUGAAAGGCUCAACUUUGAAAGGCAAAGAUAAAGAUAAGACAAAGAGCUCUGGAAGUGUUCCCCUGACAUCGCUUAAUUUCUCAGAUUUUAUUGACAAGGUCUCCCUUGGAUAUUUUGAUCAAAGGAAGUGGAUAAAUGCAGCUGGACAGCCUUAUAAGAAAACCGAUACCCUGAAGUUCUUGCUAAAUACAGAUUCUUCGCCGGACUCUCGUCCAAGAGGGAUUAUUUGUAAAAUUACCCUAGGAGUACUCAACAGAGGUGUACUUACCAGAGAUCAUAAGUCCCCUAAGUUUGGGUACAAGAUAAAAGCGAGGGUAUGAGACGAGAGAAGCUCAGAUGAGCUGCAUAAGAGGAUCGUGUCACCUCGCUUACCAUAUUUCUUAUAAGAGAUCUUAUAUAUAUUAAGUUAGGAUCGCUACAA